Messenger RNA from Geodia barretti, 1077 nucleotides. The record is from the annotation of a GenBank genome assembly. Lineage: Eukaryota; Metazoa; Porifera; Demospongiae; Tetractinellida; Geodiidae.
AUGCGGAUUGACUGCCAAAGCCACAUAUUUCCUCGGGCGUAUAUUGAUGUGCUUGCCCAAAACCCCUAUCCACCGCAGAUUGAGCUCCGAUGCACAGCGCAGGAUAACUCCGAUGGAUCGGCUUGUUCGGAUGCCUCGAUUGGGGAACGAAGCAGCCGGCGCGAAAUCCCGAGCAUCUCGAGCGCACAGCAUGGCAACGAGUUUGUUAUCACUUACGGUGAUGUACAGCAGUUUCGGCUACUAGAGGAGAUGUACCUCCCCAAACGUAAGCUUCAGGACAUGGAUAGGGCAGGUAUUGAUAUGGCACUUAUCAGUACCAAUAUUCCGGGUCCCUGUAUGCUUGCUCCUCACUUGGCUAUCAAAGGCGCGCAGGCAAUCAACGAUGCGAUUGCGGAAAUGAUUCAGCAACACCCAGAUCGAUUUGCGGGACUUGCCAGCCUCCCCUGGCAGGAUGUGGACGCUACUAUUGAUGAGAUGGAUCGAGCACACAACCUGGGUUUCUGUGGCGUUAUGCUGUAUUCACAUAUCGGCGGACGCCCGGUGGAUGACCCGGCUUUCGACCCCAUCUACAACCACGCCCAGACAAAGGAGUUACCGAUUGUCUUGCAUCCCACGGUCCCAACAUGGGGAGAGGCGAUCAAGGACCACUCGAUGAUUCCCAUGAUGGGGCUUCAGGUAGACACCAGUUUCGCGCUUUUACGGCUAAUACUCGGUGGCGUGCUGGAGCGACAUCCUAGGUUGAAAGUUGUCAUGCCUCAUGUUGGCGGCGUUUUGCCGUACAUGAUGGGGCGCAUCGAGCAUCAAACGGAGGUGAUGGGACGCGGACGGGAACACAUUAAACAACCUCCGAGCACCUACAUGCGCGGCAUUUAUUUAGACACCGUUUCUCCGUCUGCACAAGCGUUGCGAUACGCUUACGAAUUUUCUGGUCCAGAGCAUCUGGUGUUUGGCACCGACCACCCCUGGGUUGAUCCGCAACUUUUUGUGACGCUCAUCGAGGAGAUGGAUAUCCCUGACAGCGAGAAAACGCAGAUCUUCGGUGGCAAUGCUGCGGAAUUGUUUGGUCUUAGCAUCUAA